Messenger RNA from Ictalurus punctatus (channel catfish), 3529 nucleotides. Its product is annotated as zinc finger protein 135. NCBI's taxonomy places the organism in Eukaryota, Metazoa, Chordata, Actinopteri, Siluriformes, Ictaluridae. Gene Ontology annotation, molecular function: RNA polymerase II transcription regulatory region sequence-specific DNA binding; DNA-binding transcription factor activity, RNA polymerase II-specific. Bases 149 to 820 code for a protein of 223 amino acids. Gene Ontology annotation, biological process: regulation of transcription by RNA polymerase II. The transcript has 4 exons. Gene Ontology annotation, cellular component: nucleus. The record is from RefSeq and is a predicted model, not a curated record.
CGCCAUUAAACAACACAAGAAGAAGAAGAACACUAGCUUGGACUCCAGAUUUUUAUGUGAAAGAGCGCUUCCUUCUCCGUACGCGCUUCGGAUCUCUGAUACUCUGUGUAACAUCACUAAAGUGUCCUGAUUCUUUACACCUCUCAUAAUGAAAUCAGAGUCCAGACGCCGAUCUUUAGGAAAAUCUCCACAGACUCCUGCUGCUACUGGCUCAAAGAUGUACCACUGCUCAGAUUGUGGGAAGAGUUUUAGUAAAAGUCAUCAUCUCAAAGAUCACAAGCGGAUCCACACAGGAGAGAAGCCAUAUGACUGCUCACAGUGUGGGAAGAGUUUUGCCCGUCAGAGUACUCUCCAACAGCAUCAGCGCAUUCACACAGGAGAAAAGCCAUAUCACUGCUCACAGUGUGGGAAGAGUUUUACUUGCAGGAGUCAUCUCAAACAACACCAGCGCAUUCACACAGGAGAGAAGCCAUAUCACUGCUCGUAUUGUGGGAAGAGUUUUACUUGCAGGAGUCAUCUCCAACAACAUGAGCACAUCCACACAGGACAGAAGCCGUAUCACUGCUCGCAGUGCGGGAAGAGUUUUACUUGCCAGAGUUCUCUCCAACGACACGAGCGCAUUCACACAGGAGAGAAGCCGUAUUACUGCUUGCAGUGUGGAAAAGGUUUUCGUGACCAGAGUGCCCUGUACAGUCACCAGCAGUGUCAUACAGGACAGAAGCCGUACCUCUGCGGACAAUGUGGACGGAGUUAUACUCAUUCAGGGUCAUUAAGGACUCACAAGUGCUCUAAAAUAAAGCCAUCAGCUCUUGACAUGUGAAUUUGUCAGUUUGUCAGUUGUCAAUAAGAUAUAUGGUUUUCACUUUCAUUUUUUACCGGAGGGUAAAGUGACAUUCUGGCAUAAAACUAUGAUGAUAUAAUAUUCAUCAUGGACUUUAAUAUUCUGUUGCAUGGGACUUUCUCUCUGGGUUUUAGCAGAAUUCAUGAUUUUGUUGUUUUCCUGUUUUCCCCCCAAACACUACGCUACGAAGCAUUGAAUACACACAUUUAACCAGUGGGAAUGCCCACUUUAAUCAACCAAUCCAGACCUCUGAGUGAGACACACGACUCUGACAUCUCCCUCCAAACAAAACCAAACACAACCAAAACACAGAGGCAUUGUAUUAUACAUAUAGCAACACUUUUCAUUUUAAUUGAUUUUUAAAUGCGAGCUAGAAUUUGUUUUCUAAAAGGUCGUGUUGUGCAUACUAUCAAACUGGACACAUUUCCAAGCCAACAGAAGAUGGUUGUGUUUACAGACAGUUUGAAGAGAUAUUUCUGGUCCAAGUUACUCCGUAUUUGCAGUGUCCAUUUAACUACAGCUAACUACACUAUAUGGCCCAAAAGGGAUGCCUGACCACCACACCCAUGUAUGCCUUUUGAACAUCCAUUAUAACAGGCAAAAGAGAUUAUUGACCCAGGCGAACAGUAACUGAUAAGUGUUUCUUUCUGGAUUUUUUUUUUAGUUGAAACUAGUUUUAGCACUGAUUGUCAGGUAGAAGCUGUAACUGUGCUUCCUUGUUGCUAUGAGCUGUAUACACGUUGCUAGAUUUAAGCUAAUUCCGGUAUGCAUAUUCGGUUGGGAGUUGCUCGUUCACACGACUACUCUUUGUUUUGCUAAUUAAAGAGGCGUGCUCAGCUGUGAAACACUGCAGUACUUAAUAAUUAAGAAACGCUGAGGCAGAAGCGUCAGCCCUUGUAGUGUGAAGACCGAGCUCGUGUAAAGACCUGCGAGUCUACCUGCGCAAGUCCACCGAGCAAGGACACCAGCAAGACACCACACGUGCUGCUAAGCGCCGACCGCAGCAUACUCCCAGAAAAGUACGCAACCUGGACAACCUACGCUCUCUGAAUGUGGCCUCUGCAGAUUCCCUCUCAUUCUCUAUCGGACUUUGGAACUGCCAAUCUGCUGUCAACAAGGCAGAUUUCAUUCCUGCCUUUGCAACCCACUCCAACCUCAGUGUGCUGGCUCUGACUGAGACCUGGAUCCAUGCUGAGAACAGUGCACAUCCGCUGCCCUAGCCUCCAACUACAACUUCUCCCAUACCUCGUGUCCCAACAGGCGACGGGGUGGUACAGGUUUGCUUCUCUCCAAAACAUGGAAAUGUACUUUCUCCCUCUUGCUCAUACACUUCCUUUGAAUUUCAUGCUGUUAAAGUCACUGACCCUGCCAAAAUGCACUUUCUUGUUGUUUACCGUCCUCCAGGUCAACUGGGGAAGUUCAUUGAUAAAUUUGACACGCUACUGUCCACCAUCCCGGUUGAUGGAACUCCUCUCCUCUCCCCUCUCAGAGACUGAUGUCUCUAAACUCCUCCUCUCUAGCCGCCCACAACCUGCCCUCUUGACCCAAUCCCUUCUCACCUUCUUCAGUCCAUCUCUUCCACACUAUUACCUGCACUCAUACACAUCUUUAACACAUCCCUCUUUACUGGCACAUACCCUACCUCAUUUAAGCAGGCCCGGGUUACCCCACUGCUUAAAAAACCAUCACUUAACCCUGCUGUAGAUACAGACCUGUUUCCUUCCUCCCUUUUCUUUCCAAAACUCUUGAAAGAGGUGUUUUUAAUCAACUCUCCAAUUUCAAAUAACGACUGACGCUUAGGAGUACCUACUCAGCGCGGCUCAAGGUCCCUUUCAAGAACCUUCAAAUUAACUGUUCCUCAGUGGUGGAAUGAACUUCCAACCUCGAUCUGGACUGCAGAAUCUCUCACCAUCAUCAAAAAACAAUUAAAGACCCACCUCUUCCGUGAACACCUAACCAACCCUUAAAAAAAUUAAUAAAUUGCACUUGCACCUCUACUCUGUGCCCUUUGCUUCUUCUGGAACUCAAUUAAUAGAUCUUGUAUGGUAGCACUACUUGUAUUGUUCUCUGCUUGAUAUAUCGCUUUGCUUGUAUUUUCCCAUUUGUAAGUCGCUUUGGAUAAAAGCGUCUCCUAAAUGAAUAAAUGUAAAUGUAAAUAUUAGAGACAAUAUUACCUUUCUAAAAUCCACACACUAGAUGGUAGUGCUUAUUGUAAAAUUUAUUUUCAAGUAGUGUUACUGGCCAUUGUUUAGGCAACAUUACAGUGUUGAUUUUUUGAGUGAUUACAGUAAUUUAUUACUGAUAAUAAACCCACAUUAAACUCAAAUUCGUGGUCACUUAUUACAUUCUUUAACAGCCGAAUUUUCCAUUUUUAGCUAAGCAUUGAUGAUAUUUUGUUAUUUGAGUAAUUUUUUUUGUAUUUUGUUUCAAAAUGUGGAAAUGAGAGCACAUGGUGACCAUCGCGCAUCGUGUUUUAUUUUGUAAAGCAAAGUGUAAGAGCGAUUCACUCAGGCAGGCUGCUUGUUUAUCAGGUGUGGUUUUUGUUUUAUAUUAUUUUAAUUUGUUACUUGGGUGAAUUCUGCCCUUUCGUAUUGUAACUGAAUGGGAGAGAGCACAAUAUAAGGGUGAUUCACUCAAAGAGGCUGCUUAUUUGUGUUGUCAGAGAAUAAAUAAAGAGUUGCCAGUUGC